Molecule: messenger RNA, 3346 nt
Organism: Onthophagus taurus
Lineage: Eukaryota; Metazoa; Arthropoda; Insecta; Coleoptera; Scarabaeidae
Gene: Iswi
Product: nucleosome-remodeling ATPase imitation SWI
Biological process (GO): nucleosome organization
Cellular component (GO): chromatin; nucleus
Molecular function (GO): nucleosome binding; ATP-dependent chromatin remodeler activity; ATP hydrolysis activity
Source: RefSeq, a predicted model, not a curated record
UGUCAGUUAAAUGUCAACCAUAAAGCCGUAACUACCAUCUAAUACAAAUCGUGUUUUACAAACAUUUUUCUUCAAAACUUGACUUAAACUCAUUAAAACUCUUUAGAAACAUGUCUAAAACAGAGGAAGAAGGUAGUGAAGUACCGGAUACCGGUGAAAAUUCGAACGAAUCUACUUCCGAUACAUUAUCCUCAAGGGGUAAAGAAGAUUUCGAAACUAAAAUCGAAACUGACCGCAGCAAAAGGUUUGAUUAUCUUUUAAAACAAACCGAAAUUUUUUCUCACUUCAUGACAAGUCAAAAUGCAAAAGGAAAAGAGAAACCUAAAACAGGAAGACCAAAAAAACCUAAACCGGACGAUUCUCUUGGAGAUCACAGACAUCGUAAAACAGAACAAGAAGAGGAUGAAGAACUUUUGGCUGAGUCAAACACUAAAAGUAAAAACACGAUACGGUUUGAUAUAUCGCCGCCCUAUAUAAAAGGUGGCGAAAUGCGUGAUUAUCAGGUAAGGGGCCUUAAUUGGAUGAUCUCUCUUUAUGAAAAUGGCAUCAACGGAAUAUUGGCCGAUGAGAUGGGUCUUGGUAAAACGUUACAAACGAUCUCGUUGCUCGGAUUUAUGAAACACUACAAAAGUAUUGGUGGACCGCACAUAGUCAUCGUUCCUAAAUCAACACUGCAAAAUUGGAUGAAUGAAUUUGGUAAAUGGUGUCCCUCUAUUAGAGCGGUUUGUUUAAUUGGUGAUCAAGAAGCUAGGAGUACAUUUAUAAGAGAUGUAUUAAUGCCAGGAGAAUGGGACGUUUGUAUAACAUCAUACGAGAUGUGUAUAAAAGAAAAAUCAGUGUUAAAAAAAGUUAAUUGGCGUUAUAUGGUGAUUGAUGAAGCUCAUCGUAUAAAAAAUGAAAAAUCCAAACUCUCCGAAAUUCUACGUGAAUUUAAAACAACCAACCGUCUCUUAUUAACGGGUACCCCAUUACAAAACAAUCUCCAUGAACUUUGGGCUUUGCUCAACUUCCUUUUACCCGACGUUUUUAAUUCCUCCGACGAUUUCGACUCCUGGUUCAACACCAAUCAAUGUCUCGGCGAUAAUGCCUUGGUCGAACGGCUACACGCCGUCUUAAAACCGUUUUUACUGAGACGUUUAAAAUCAGAAGUGGAGAAAAAGUUGAAACCAAAAAAGGAAGUCAAAAUCUACAUUGGUUUAAGCAAAAUGCAAAGGGAAUGGUACACUAAAGUAUUAAUGAAAGAUAUCGACGUUGUAAAUGGGGCGGGUAAAAUCGAAAAAAUGCGUUUGCAGAACAUUUUGAUGCAGUUGAGAAAAUGCACGAAUCACCCUUAUUUAUUUGACGGGGCGGAACCUGGACCACCCUACACCACCGAUGAGCAUUUAGUUUAUAAUUGCGGAAAGAUGUCGAUUUUAGAUAAGUUAUUGCCUAAGUUGCAAGAACAGGGCUCGCGAGUGUUGAUUUUUUCACAAAUGACAAGAAUGUUGGAUAUUUUGGAGGAUUAUUGUCAUUGGAAACAAUAUCAGUAUUGCCGUUUAGACGGCCAAACACCGCAUGAAGAUCGACAACGUCAAAUUAACGAGUACAAUGAUGACGAUAGUAAAAAAUUCAUUUUUAUGUUAUCAACCAGAGCUGGAGGUUUGGGUAUUAACUUGGCCACUGCUGAUGUGGUCAUCAUUUACGACUCUGAUUGGAAUCCCCAAAUGGAUCUCCAGGCGAUGGACAGAGCACAUAGAAUUGGGCAAAAGAAACAAGUUCGUGUAUUUAGGUUUAUAACAGAAAAUACAGUUGAAGAAAAAAUUGUAGAACGAGCCGAGAUCAAAUUACGUUUAGACAAGUUGGUUAUUCAACAGGGAAGACUUGUUGAUAGCAAAGCGAACGCGCUCAACAAAGAUGAAAUGUUGAGCAUGAUCCGUCACGGGGCCAAUCACGUUUUCGCAUCAAAAGAUUCGGAUAUCACUGACGAGGAUAUCGAUACUAUUUUGUUAAAGGGAGAAACAAAGACGGCCGAAUUGAAUCAAAAAUACGAAUCUCUAGGAGAAUCGUCUCUUCGUAAUUUCACGGUUGAUACGCCUACGGAAUCCGUAUAUAAAUUCGAAGGGGAGGAUUAUCGAGAGAAACAAAAAACUCUAGGAUUAAGUAAUUGGAUCGAACCGCCAAAACGGGAACGCAAGGCGAAUUAUGCGGUGGAUGCGUACUUCCGGGAGGCGCUGAGGGUGUCCGAGCCUAAGGCUCCAAAGCCGAAUGAAAAGGCACCACGUCCUCCGAAACAACCGAUAGUUCAAGACUUUCAAUUCUUCCCACCGCGACUUUUUGAGCUGCUCGAUCAAGAAAUCUACUACUACCGGAAAACGUUGGGAUACAAAGUUCCGAAAAAUCCCGAGUUAGGACCGGACGCAAGCAAACAACAAAAAGAGGAGCAAAGGAAAAUCGACGAAUCCGAACCGUUAAGCGAAGAGGAACAACAGGAAAAAGAAAGUUUACUUACACAAGGAUUUACUAAUUGGUCUAAACGAGAUUUUAACCAAUUUAUCAAAGCUAAUGAAAAAUAUGGGAGAGAUGAUAUUGAAAAUAUCGCUAAAGAAGUUGAGGGGAAGACUCCGGAAGAAGUUAUGGAAUAUUCGGCCGUUUUUUGGGAGCGGUGUCAUGAAUUAACUGAUAUCGAUCGAAUAAUGGCCCAAAUCGAAAGGGGCGAAGCGAAAAUUCAACGACGAGCUAGCAUAAAACGUGCUUUAGACGCAAAAAUGGCACGUUACAGGGCUCCUUUCCAUCAAUUACGAAUCUCCUACGGUACAAACAAAGGUAAAAAUUACAUGGAGGACGAAGACCGUUUCUUGGUUUGCAUGUUACACAAACUCGGUUUCGAUAGAGAAAACGUUUACGAGGAAUUGAGAGCAGCUAUUAGGGCUUCGCCCCAAUUUAGAUUUGAUUGGUUUUUGAAAUCUCGUACUGCCAUGGAAUUGCAAAGAAGGUGUAAUACUUUAAUUACGCUGAUUGAGAGAGAAAAUCAGGAGUUGGAGGAGAAAGAAAGGGCGGAAAGGAAGAAAAAGAAUCCGAAAGCGGGUUCUGGACUUGGAGGGACGCCUCAAACCUCAUCCAAAACCGGACAGAAAAGGAAGAACGAAUCCACUGGAGGAAUGCCGGAUAAGAAAAAGAAGAAGAAGUAAAAAAGAAAUGAAACAAAUUAUAGGAGUUAAUAAGGAGUAAUGAGAAUUUGAUGUCAAGACGUUUUUUUGGAAAAAAGAUUUUUGUUUCGGUCUUUUUUAGCGUUUUUUUCUUAACUUAAUCUAUAGUAGACUGUCCUGAAUGUGUUAGAUUAUUUUUUUUAAUACAUGCUAUAAGUGAA